Molecule: messenger RNA, 1011 nt
Organism: Stegostoma tigrinum
Lineage: Eukaryota; Metazoa; Chordata; Chondrichthyes; Orectolobiformes; Stegostomatidae
Product: ras-like protein family member 10B
Exons: 4
Coding region: 400-1011 (203 amino acids)
Molecular function (GO): GTPase activity; GTP binding
Source: RefSeq, a predicted model, not a curated record
GAACAGCCUGCGUUAUAGAACAGGAGACAAGGAAUGCACCAAUACAACGUUAAAGCGCCAUUCUCACUCAAGGCAGAACAGCAAAAGGGAAAAUUAUUCUCUUCCUCUACUCAGACAGUUCAGCUAAAGAAUUCGAGCAAGUGUUCCCUGGGUUUUAAUGCAAUUAUCUAUCGAUGUUUACACGGAUCUGCGAUUUACACGCUCAUGGAAAGGUUCUGGGAGGAUUGUCUUUGUCCAGCAGGUGACUCUCGCCUCCCGAUCUCAAACUCCAGCCGUAACUGAGUAGAGAAGGAGCGGGUCGAUCGGAGCUAGGUGACCAUGGUUCUCAAGAUGAUCUGACCGCCAGUCCCUGGAAUAUGCACGCCUGCCGGCCAGCUACACCACGUGUCCUGCAACGGCAUGGUGACAACUUUCAAAAUAGCAAUCCUUGGAGCGCAAGGCGUUGGGAAAUCGGCAAUCGUGCACCAAUUCCUCUACAACGAUUACAGUGAUCACUAUCUGCCCACAAAAGCACGCCGUGUCUAUUUGCCUGCCGUGGUCAUGAACGAGCACGUGCACGACCUACAGAUAAUGGACUUUCCGCCCAUUCCCUCCUUCCCAGUCAACACUCUGCAGGAAUGGGCGGACACGUGUUGCCGGGGAUUACGGAGUGCUCAUGCCUACGUACUGGUUUACGACAUCUGCUGCUUCGACAGCUUCGAAUACAUCAAAACAAUCCGGCAACAAAUAUUAGACACAAGGAUGAUCGGGACAAACGAGAUCCCCAUCAUUAUUGUCGGCAACAAGCGGGACUUACAGCGGGGACGCGUCAUUCCCAGGCGGAACGUCUCCAACCUCGUGAAGAAGACGUGGAAGUGCGGCUACAUCGAGUGCUCGGCCAAGUAUAACUGGCACAUCCUCAUGCUCUUCAACGAACUCUUAAAGACGGUUGGGUGCGUGCGCUGCCGGCACGUGCACGCUGCCAUCCGCUUCCAGGGAGCCCUACGGCGGAACCGGUGUACGGUCAUGUGA